UAAUAAGCAAACAGAUCGUUCACAACCGAUUACUUAAAUGGAGAACACCUGCAAAUAAAGAACCAAAGAAGAAAAUUUGAGCUUGAUCUAACAUUCAAUGAGGAGAUAAAGGAUGGAUAUCAUUGUGAUUUCAUUGCUCACAGUUUUGCCUUGCCUGUGUAAUGCUGGCUCUACAGACAAUCUUGCUUUUGGAGCCAACGCUGUUCAGUCCUCCACUUACAAUGAAUUAGCAGAUGCUGAUCAUGCUGUAGAUGGUAACAGAGAUUCAAAUUACAUGUGGGGCUCAUGCACUCACACCGGAAUAGAAGAUAAUCCCUGGUGGAGAGUGGACCUCAAAAGUAUCUACAGUAUUAACAAAGUUAUCAUCAUUAAUCGUGGAGACUGUUGUGAAGAGAGGAUAAUAGGUGCUCAGAUCCGCAUUGGCAACAGUCUGGAUAACAAUGGCAACAACAAUAAGCUCGCUGAAACUGUUGUGUCCAUCCCACUUGGAGGCACACAAACAUUUACAUUUGACAAUAUUCUGGGGCAAUAUGUCAACAUCUUUCUACCUGGAACACAAAAAAUCCUCACUCUGUGUGAAGUUGAGGUGUAUGCAGAUAACACUAAAGAAGAAUUAGGAGAUGCUAAUCAUGCUGUAGGUGGUAACAGAGAAUCAAAUCAGAUGGACUCAUGCACUCAAACCAGAUUAGAAGGUCAUCCCUGGUGGAGAUUGUAUUGUUACAUAAAUAAAAAACAAUAUUGAUUCACUGGA
Molecule: messenger RNA, 751 nt
Organism: Paramisgurnus dabryanus
Lineage: Eukaryota; Metazoa; Chordata; Actinopteri; Cypriniformes; Cobitidae
Product: fucolectin-like
Source: RefSeq, a predicted model, not a curated record